Musa acuminata AAA Group (dessert banana) is the source of this 3446-nucleotide messenger RNA. RefSeq names its product LRR receptor-like serine/threonine-protein kinase RGI5. Gene Ontology annotation, molecular function: ATP binding; protein binding; protein kinase activity. NCBI's taxonomy places the organism in Eukaryota, Viridiplantae, Streptophyta, Magnoliopsida, Zingiberales, Musaceae. The transcript is spliced from 2 exons. The record is from RefSeq and is a predicted model, not a curated record. Gene Ontology annotation, biological process: protein phosphorylation. The coding region runs from base 1 to 3237 and encodes 1078 amino acids.
AUGAGGAAGGUCAAUACCAUUUCCAUUACCUCACUCUUCUUCUCAUUCUUGUCAAUGGCCAUUCUCAGUUCCAUUAGCCCCAUAACCUCUCUUUCCCCUGAUGGCAAGGCUCUCCUGUCCUUGUUAGCUACAACCUCCACCAGCUCCUCCCCUGGUCUCCUGCUCUCAUGGGAUCCCUCUCACCCCACCCCCUGCUCUUGGCAAGGGGUCACCUGCUCCCCUCAGGGCAGGGUCAUCUCUCUCUCCCUCCCAAACACCUUCCUCAACCUCACCUCCAUUCCACCUGAGCUCUCCUCCCUUACCUCCCUCCAACUCCUCAACCUCUCCUCGGCCAACAUUUCCGGCAGCAUCCCCCCGUCGCUCGGCGCCCUUGCCUCACUCCGCCUUCUCGAUCUCUCCUCCAAUUCCUUAUCAGGCCCUAUACCGCCGCAGCUUGGAGCAAUGUCCUCUCUCCAGUUCCUGCUCCUUAACUCGAACCGCCUGUCUGGCCUUAUUCCUGCAACUCUUGCCAACCUCACCUCUCUCCAGGUCCUCUGCCUCCAAGACAACCUCCUUAAUGGCUCCAUCCCCUCCCAGCUUGGUUCUUUGUUUUCUCUCCAACAGUUCCGCAUCGGAGGCAAUCCCUACCUCACCGGCCAGCUCCCUCCACAACUCGGCCUGAUGACCAACCUCACCACCUUCGGUGCCGCCGCCACUGGCCUCUCCGGCACAAUCCCAUCGGAGUUUGGCAACUUGGUGAAUCUCCAGACACUGGCUCUCUACGACACCGACAUCUCUGGUUCAGUGCCGCCUGAGUUAGGCUCAUGCUCGGAGUUGAGAAACCUUUACUUGCAUAUGAACAAGAUCACCGGUUUGAUCCCACCAGAAUUGGGCAGGCUGCAGAAGCUCACAAGCCUGCUCUUGUGGGGGAACCUACUCACAGGAACGGUCCCGGGUGAGCUUGCCAACUGCUCGGCAUUGGUGGUUCUUGACCUCUCUGCUAACAAGCUCUCCGGGGAGAUCCCCCGCGAGCUAGGGAGGUUGGCAGUCUUGGAACAACUCCGUCUUUCUGAUAACAUGCUCACAGGCCCCAUCCCAGAGGAAAUGAGCAACUGCAGCAGCUUGACUACACUUCAGCUUGAUAAAAAUGCAUUGUCUGGGUCUCUUCCUUGGCAGAUUGGGGAUUUGAAGUCCCUACAGAGUCUCUUCUUGUGGGGCAACUCGUUGACAGGAGCCAUUCCACAAUCCUUCGGCAACUGUACAGAGCUCUAUGCACUCGACCUGUCGAAGAAUAGGCUGACAGGGGCUAUCCCAGAGGAGAUUUUUGGCCUGAACAAGCUCAGCAAGCUGCUUCUGCUGGGGAAUUCUUUGACAGGAAGGUUGCCACCAAGUGUUGCAAACUGUCAAUCUUUAGUUAGAUUGAGACUCGGAGAGAACCAGCUUUCUGGUGAAAUCCCAAAGGAGAUCGGUAAGCUGCAAAAUCUUGUGUUUCUGGAUCUUUAUACUAAUCAUUUCUCUGGGAAAUUACCUUCCGAGAUUGCGAACAUCACGGUCUUGGAGCUUCUGGACGUCCACAAUAAUCACAUCACCGGAGAAAUCCCUCCUCAAUUAGGAGAGUUGAUGAACUUAGAACAGCUCGACCUUAGUGAGAACAGCUUCACUGGAGAAAUUCCUGCAAGUUUCGGUAAUUUCAGCUACUUGAAUAAGCUCAUCCUGAACAAUAAUCUGCUAACUGGGUUAUUACCAACAUCUAUAAAGAACCUGCAAAAGCUGACCUUGCUCGAUAUAAGUGGUAAUAGCCUCUCAGGUCCUAUUCCUCCUGAGAUUGGUUCCUUGACAAGCCUGACGAUCAGUUUGGACUUGAGCUCCAACAAGUUGGUCGGAGAACUUCCACAGGAGAUGUCUGGUCUGACGCAGUUAGAAUCAUUGGAUCUUUCGAGCAACAUGCUCAGUGGAGGGAUCGAAGUCUUGGGCCUGCUCACAAGUCUCACUUCUCUCAACAUCUCAGUCAAUAAUUUCUCCGGACCAAUUCCUGUCACUCCAUUCUUUCGAACUCUAUCCUCCAACUCCUACUUUCAGAACCCGGAUCUCUGUCAGUCUUUUGAUGGCUACACAUGUUCAUCCGACCUUAUACGUAGAACCGCUAUUCGAUCGAUCAAAACUGUGGCUUUGGUUUGUGUCAUUUUAGGCUCUGUCACUCUCUUGUUUGUGGCAUUAUGGAUUCUUGUCAACAGGAACAGAAAGCUUGCAGCAGAAAAAGCACUGACCAUAUCAUCCUCCAUAUCCGAUGAGUUCUCAUACCCAUGGACCUUCGUCCCAUUCCAGAAGCUAAACUUUACAGUAGAUAACAUUCUUCAGUGCCUGAAGGAUGAGAAUGUAAUUGGAAAAGGUUGCUCUGGGAUCGUCUACAAGGCUGAGAUGCCCAAUGGGGAGCUCAUUGCCGUGAAGAAGCUUUGGAAAACAAAGAAGGAAGAGGAACUGAUCGACACAUUUGAGUCCGAGAUUCAGAUUCUUGGGCAUAUCAGGCAUCGCAACAUUGUGAAGCUACUGGGUUAUUGUUCCAAUAAGUGUGUCAAGCUCCUUCUCUACAAUUAUAUCUCGAAUGGAAAUCUGCAACAGCUUUUGCAAGAGAAUAGGAAUUUGGAUUGGGAGACACGGUAUAGGAUUGCACUUGGAUCGGCACAAGGUUUAGCAUAUCUCCACCAUGACUGCAUCCCAGCCAUCCUUCACAGGGAUGUCAAGUGUAACAAUAUACUGUUGGAUUCAAAAUUUGAAGCAUAUUUGGCUGAUUUUGGUUUGGCAAAGCUGAUGAGUUCACCGAACUUCCACCAUGCCAUGUCCAGGAUAGCAGGUUCAUAUGGAUACAUAGCUCCAGAGUAUGGCUACACAACAAAUAUAACAGAGAAGAGCGAUGUAUACAGCUUCGGUGUGGUCCUCCUAGAGAUUCUAAGCGGGCGAAGCGCCAUCGAGCCAAUGGUUGGUGACGGUCUUCACAUAGUGGAAUGGGUGAAGAAGAAAAUGGCAAGCUUUGAACCCGCAAUCAAUAUUUUGGACCCAAAGCUACAAGGAAUGCCCAACCAGAUGAUCCAGGAGAUGCUACAGACACUGGGAAUAGCCAUGUUCUGCGUGAACUCAUCCCCAUUGGAGCGUCCAACCAUGAAAGAGGUGGUAGCAUUCCUGAUGGAAGUGAAGAGCCCACCAGAAGAAUGGGGAAAGACUGCACAACAGCCUCUUAUAAAGCCUGUGAAUCAUGGAUGACGAAUGUACUUCUUUCCAUAUUCUCCUCUGAUUUUUAUUUUGUUCCCCCACUCUUUUCAUUUAUCUUCUGAGAGAAAGCUUAAUGAUUUCUUCAUGUUCACCAAAAAUUGGCAGGUUCUAUUGUCUGAUGUUAGCUUGGCAUUGUUGUACAGUUUGCACUGGAACUUAAUUUAGUCCUUACAGAUAUCACAGUUCCUACGGAUUUUUCA